AUGGACGGGAUUAUGAGACGUGGGCCUCUCUCCGACCUUACUCAGUACAUUAAUCCGGACAUUAAUAAGUAAGUUGAUCGUAUUUUAUUGUUCUUAUUGUUUUAGGUAAUAUUCUUUGGGGUAUUUUCUUUAUGAGGUACUAGAGAUGCUGUAGAUUGUUUUAGAAUUUGAAGCUAGCUAAAAUUGUUGGGUUUCGGCCGUUUUUGUGAAAUCAGAAGUUUAGGUAACACAUUGUUAACAAAAGUCGGAGUUUUGCAAAAUUCUGGCCAAUUUUUCUAUCUUUCAGCUUUAGUUUUUUAUUACAAUGAAGAAAUAGUUAAUUCUUACAUUUUUCAUCUUGUUUUACCUAAAAAAACUUUCGAAAGCUAUCAAAACUUCAAUCGUUUUACGAUCUUUCAAAAAUUCUGCGUGAUCACGCUCGAAAAGUGCCGUUUUGAAGUAAAACAAACCUAAAUUUAUAAAAUAAAACGUUCUUUAACAUCUUUUCUACCUAAACAACUUACUUUUCUCUUGAAAUCAUUUCAAAAUCCAGUAACUUUAUGCAAAAUCGCAAAAGAAACACCGAAACUUUCCUCGUAUAACAUGUCCGGACAAUUUUUUGUUUUCGCUGAAUUUUUGGGUAAAACUUCAAACUUUUACAGCCAAAUUAAUGUUUAUAUUUUCAGUACUCGUGUCCAAAAUGCAAUGGGAAACCAUGCAUUCGGAUUUCCGCGCAAAACGGCCAAACCCGACACUUACAAGACGGUGAUGUGCCAGGCCUGGCUGGAGUCGAUGAAGUGCUCGUUCGGCGAGAACUGCAAGUUUGCUCAUGGCGAACACGAGUUACGACCAGUGAAGUGAGUUUAUUUUCCUUGUUUCGUGAAUUUUUAGGAAGGUAUUGACUUGUUUUGUGCGAAUUUCGGUCAAUUUCGCUGUUGUUGUAGAUGAUUUGAUGUUAUAGCGUCUUCUCUAGUUUUUUGGUCGGAAUUUCUUGAAAUUUUGUUGGAAAUGAAGCUAAACUCAUUGUUUGAUCUAAUUCUAUCUAUAAAUUUCAAAAACCUUUUCCAACUUAUGAAAAACGAUUGAAUUUUGCCCAAAAAUGCCAUGAGACAAGUGUAAUAUAAAAAUCUGUCGAACUAUCUAGUAUUUUACAGUUUCAGAUUCGGCACACAGGUUCGCAACAACCUCAAGUACAAAACGAAACUUUGUGACAAGUACACGACGACUGGUAUAUGUCCGUAUGGCAGUAGAUGUCUGUUUAUCCAUCCGGCCCCAUCUAAAGCACAAGCUAACGGAUCGGUAGGCGAAACUGGUUCUAUUCUGGUAAUUUUUAAGAUUCUUUUUGAGGUUUUUGAAUUAAUUUAGGCGUUCGCUACAAGAAUUUAUCUUCUUUUUAUAUAAUUUUAAAAUGAUUUCUGGUCGUUAUGAAUGUUUUAAGCUAUAAAUAUGAGUUUUACUAAAAUAAUAUUAACUUGCACUUACUAAACAUGUUAUUACUUGUAGUUCCCGCCCUGCGACGAAAGCUCCGGUCUUCAGCAGCAGCUGGAGAUGAUCCGUCAGCAGUACGGACCCAACUCACUGCCGGACGUGAAGCCUCAGCCCCAACCUCAGCCCCAGAUGAGUCACUUGUGGAGUCCGAAUGGAUUCUUUGAACAGAAGAUGCAACCUCAACGACCAAUCCAACCUAUCCAACAGCCAUCGCAGCAAUUGUUCAGCUCACGACGUUCCUUCUCGACUUCGUCAGCGCCCUCCUCUGCUUUUGGCUCGUCGAAUUCUCUGGGCUCGAGUAACAACGCCGCCGCAUGGCCAUGGAACGACGACCUUUCCCUCUCCUCGCUGAGCCCACCCUUCCACGGAAUGCUGGGCCUACAGAAUGAGCUACACACUGGAGUCUCGAACACCUUUUCGGCCGGGAACCUUCAUGGCCUCGACGCGAAUCACCUGACUUUCCACACUUCGAUGCCAGCCUUUGGCCCGCAACAGACGAGCACGUUCGCUCACAACUUUGGCAUGAUGAGAUCGACCCCGGCCUCGUUGUCCAGCAACGACGACGAACUGAUCAUUAACAGCCCACUGAGUGGAACUGAAGAGCAAGGCGAACAACUGGCCAGAAGUGUGGCCCGAGCAUUGGAAAUUGAUUUAUAA
This is a messenger RNA of Bursaphelenchus okinawaensis, 2124 nucleotides long. The record is from the annotation of a GenBank genome assembly. NCBI's taxonomy places the organism in Eukaryota, Metazoa, Nematoda, Chromadorea, Rhabditida, Aphelenchoididae.